AGUGUGCCUUUGACCCACAUCUUCAGGGACACAUCCAAUUGAUGCUCCAAUUAAACUAAUCACGAUCAAGACAAUUUAACAAUUACAAAAUUCUAUACACUUCUUGAUUAUCGUCACCACACCUUUGUUUGGAGAAGAGAUAACGAUGAAAAGUUUGCGAAUGAAGAAGCGUUUAAAACCGAAGAGACUGCACAAUCAGCUGCAGAGAUAAAGAGGUUCUUGUGACAACUGUAGAUUACCGAUAAUUGCGCUCUUUGUGAUACCACCUCCCUCUUUGUCACAUUCAUUACAUUGAAGCGAAUUCAGAGCUCAUUUGAAUCAGUCAAGCCAAGAUGUUCACCCAGAAGAUCUACGUCUUCUCGUUGCUGCUGUUAGCUUUUACCAUUAACGUGGAGGGAAGUAAACUGAAAGUUUCCAUUUACUACGAAGGUCUGUGUUCGGACAGCAUAACGUUCCUCAACAAUCAAGUGUUACCAGCUUACGCGAUAAUUGGCGAGUACGUGGAUUUGGAUUUGAUUCCUUACGGUAAAGCUUCGCAACAAUUGGUGAACGGCGUUUGGUACUUCCAAUGUCAGCACGGAAGACAGGAAUGCUACAGCAACAUCAUCCAGGCUUGCGCUCUGAACAUGGGAUACCAGCAAUGGCCAACGUUCAAAUUCGUCAAUUGCGUCAUGGGGAAACGGAUGCAAUCCAGCAUGCAGCAGUGCAGCGAUUACAGCGGUCUUAAUUGGGACGCUAUUAAAUCGUGCGCGAGCUCUGCAAACGGUCAACAGAUCUUGGCGCGUUACGGUCAGAGGACUCACAUGUUGCAGCCUCGCUUGAGCUUCGUUCCUACCACAGUUUUCGACGACGUUUACGAUCGUUCAGUGCAGGAGAACUCCUUGAUGGACUUCUUGGGAACCGUCUGCUCUCGUCUGGAAACAAAACCGAGCGGAUGCACCGUCCUCAGAGGACGUAGCGCGUAUUAUUGGUGGAUGUGAGCUCAUCAUUCCGAAACACUACAAUUGGACUACAAUACGAACGUUUUGUUCAACAAUUUAACUUUUCCCUUCUACGAAUUGUUUGGAUGCA
Nicrophorus vespilloides is the source of this 1071-nucleotide messenger RNA. RefSeq names its product gamma-interferon-inducible lysosomal thiol reductase-like. Gene Ontology annotation, molecular function: oxidoreductase activity, acting on a sulfur group of donors, disulfide as acceptor. The record is from RefSeq and is a predicted model, not a curated record. The coding region runs from base 333 to 980 and encodes 215 amino acids. The transcript is spliced from 4 exons. Lineage: Eukaryota; Metazoa; Arthropoda; Insecta; Coleoptera; Silphidae.